UACUGAGUAACCAGUUGGUUCUCUCAAAUAGGGGAAAAUUAUUUCUUAUUUGGGCGUCAAAUUGUGUUAAAAAGGAGCAAAGCCAGUUAAAAAGUAGAAUUAAUAGGAGAAAAAACAUUGCAAAAAUGCUGGCUUUAAUCAACAGAAUAUUGGAUUGGUUCAAGAGCAUCUUCUGGAAAGAAGAAAUGGAGCUAACACUAGUGGGCCUGCAGUAUUCGGGGAAGACAACAUUUGUUAAUGUUAUAGCUUCUGGCCAAUUUACAGAAGAUAUGAUUCCUACAGUCGGUUUCAAUAUGCGCCGCAUCACCAAGGGCAAUGUUACAAUAAAGGUGUGGGAUAUUGGUGGUCAACCCAGAUUCCGUUCCAUGUGGGAGAGAUAUUGUCGUGGCGUCAAUGCAAUUGUGUAUAUGGUGGACGCAGCGGAUUUGGAUAAAAUGGAAGCAUCACGCAACGAACUGCACUCAUUAUUAGAAAAGCCGCAAUUAGCAGGUAUACCUGUAUUGGUAUUGGGUAAUAAACGUGAUCUUCCAGGUGCUUUAGACGAAACCGGUCUAAUUGAACGAAUGAAUUUAUCCAGCAUACAAGACAGAGAAAUAUGCUGCUACAGUAUUUCGUGCAAGGAAAAGGAUAACAUCGACAUAACGCUGCAAUGGCUGAUUGCACACUCGAAGAGUCAAAGUCGUUAGAGAAGGCGUUUAGGGUGCCACCAGGAAACCUCUCCAUACGACUAAAAUCUUUCAAAUGCUUGUGAUGUGAUGCUUCUGACGACGAUAGUUGAUUAAGAUGAUGGCAAACGGCGGCAGAUUUAAUGUAGGAUAAUAGACAUUAAGCCAAAGUAAAAAAACAGAAGAAAACUUAAAUCAAUUCAUUAUUCAAAGAUACCUGGAGGAGAGUAUCCGAACUUUUUUUGCAAUGAAGAAAAACAACAACAAUCCAUUUGUGGUCGACCGAACAAAAAAAAACACAAAAAGAAAGAAACAUAAACAUACACACACACACACUUCACACUCGUGUCUAAUAUUAUUAAUUAAUCUCAUGCUUUACAAAAACAAAAAACAACAAAACUUAUAUAAAGGAAAUCAAAAACAACCAAAACCAAACCCCCUACCACCA
Molecule: messenger RNA, 1113 nt
Organism: Stomoxys calcitrans (stable fly)
Lineage: Eukaryota; Metazoa; Arthropoda; Insecta; Diptera; Muscidae
Gene: Arl8
Product: ADP-ribosylation factor-like protein 8
Exons: 4
Coding region: 126-686 (186 amino acids)
Biological process (GO): protein transport; anterograde axonal transport
Cellular component (GO): lysosomal membrane
Molecular function (GO): GTPase activity; GTP binding
Source: RefSeq, a predicted model, not a curated record